Messenger RNA from Closterium sp. Yama58-4, 834 nucleotides. Lineage: Eukaryota; Viridiplantae; Streptophyta; Zygnematophyceae; Desmidiales; Closteriaceae. The record is from the annotation of a GenBank genome assembly.
AUGGCCUGCGUCGGUGCUGAAAACGCCUGCCUGGACGUCGAAUCCCUGUUCGCGAGCUGCUGGGAGCAGAAUGACUCUCUCGCUCGCUUCGUCUGCAGCAUGAUUGCAGCUCCACGCCUGGCCGUCUCCAGCUGGAUCAGUCCGUGCGAGCAAGCAGCAGUGGAGGUGCUGUCGGUUCCCGUUCUUCCUGUUGUCGCUCCUCUGAAAGAGGCUGCCUCAACAGAUGCAGAACUGGAAGCCGUGACUGUAGAUGCUUCAAUCGUGAUUGCUGCCGUUUUGACUGACGCUGAGGAAGCUGAGGAGGCUGAGAAAGCAGAGGGACCGAAGGAGCUGAAGAAGAAAGCCACUUCGUUCCUGGAGCUGCUUGCUCAAGAAGACUCAAUUGCCUCACGUACCUCCUCAGUUGACUCAGUUGCUGCUUCCUCUGCCAAGGUUGCGGCCUGGUUGGGUGUGAAUACUGGAUCAGUGCAUGAUGGGAAGAUGGGAGCAGAGGCAAAGCAGGGUGGGAAGCUGGGAGCAGAGGCGAGCAGCGGAUGGUGCAGCUUAAGUCGCAGUGAGAGCAGCUGCAGCAGCCGCAGUGCGUGUCUCAUCCACCUCUCCUCGGACUCCUCCUGCUCCUCCUCCUCCGCUGAUAGCCUCUGCAGCAGCCCCACUCGCUUGACGGCGGAGGUAGCUGGUGUGAAGAGGGGGAUUGACCGAGGCGUUUCCAGGAUUGGGAAGGGACACCCUCAGUCCACUGCUGAUUACUUCAGUUCGAAGGCUAGGAGGAGGAUCACUGGCUCCAGCAGCCGGGUCGCUCUCCGGAGAAUCAGUGGUGCACUGAGACAGUUCUAG